CUUUUCUAGGCUUUCUUUCUUCUAUUUUCAUCUGGUGGUGAUUCAGCCAACAACAAACUCUGAAUAUGGAAGAGGAUAGAACAGGAAGGCACUUCUAAGCAGGGGCGGACUGACAAUUCAUGGGGCCCCUGGGCAAUAGGGGAUCAUGGGGCCCCUGUGUCCUUGCCAAAACUAAAAAAACCUAUGAAAAAGGUACCAGGGGUAUCUCAUGGGGCCAUCUACUGACCCCAGGCCCUCGGGCAGUGACCGAGUUUCCAAAUGGUCAGUCCGCCCCUGCUUCUAAGUGC
This is a messenger RNA of Staurois parvus, 287 nucleotides long. The record is from the annotation of a GenBank genome assembly. NCBI's taxonomy places the organism in Eukaryota, Metazoa, Chordata, Amphibia, Anura, Ranidae.